AUGGAGGUAUAUGUCGAUGACAUAUUAGUAAAAUCCCUUCGAGUUGUUGACCUUUAUGCAGACGUCGAGGAAACUUGUCAAACCUUGAGGGCCAAUGACAUAAAGUUGAAUCCAAAUAAGUGUCUGUUUGGUGCAAAGAGUGGCCGCUUCCUUGGAUACAUCGUCACCGAAUGGGGCAUCGAGGUGAAUCCGAGCAAGAUGACAACACCAAUAUCAAUUAAAGACGUUCGUAGAGAGGUCAAAAUCCUCAAAGCCUUGUCCAACCAUAAUAAUCUUGUUAAAUUUUAUGAUGCAUGUGAGGAUGCACUUAGCGUCUACGUAGUCAUGGAAUUAUGUGAAGGUGGAGAAUUAUUAGAAAGAAUUUUAUCUAGAGGUGGAAGGUACUCAGAGGAGGAUGCAAAAGCUAUAGUUAUUCAAAUACUGAGUGUAAUCGCCUUUUGCCAUCUUCAAGGUGUUGUGCAUCGUGAUUUAAAGCCAGAGAAUUUUCUUUUCACCACCAGAGAUGAAAAUGCUCAGAUGAAGUUGAUUGAUUUUGGCCUUUCAAAUUUUGUUAAACCAGGCAGUAGUACAACAAACAUACAAACAGCUGUUCCCGGGCAAACAAUUUUGCACCCAUCAUAUUCAAUUCAUCAAAACCUCGAAGCGCUAUCCAAAGCCCUAAUAGAGGAUCACCUGUUUUAUCUAAGAUCACAGUUUAAGCUGCUAGCACCAAACGGAGAAGGUCACAUAUCGUUCGACAACUUUCAAAUGACCCUAUUGCAAAAUGCAACCGAGGCAAUGAAGGAGAGUAAGUUGGAGCCACUCUCGUACAGAAAGAUGGACUUUGAAGAAUUCUGUGCUGCUGCAAUCAGUCCCCAUCACUUCGAGGCCUUGGAUGGGUGGGAACAAAUGACAAGUAUGGCUUUUGAGCACUUCGAGCGGGAGGGGAACCGAGCCAUCACCGUUAAGGAGCUAGCUCAGAACAUCUUGUGCCGGUUUGACAUCCCUCGUCGGCUCAUCUCGGACAACAGGAGGCAGUUUGCUGGACGGAGGCUCAGGGACUGGUGUGAAGGUUAUGACAUUUAG
This is a messenger RNA of Zingiber officinale, 1065 nucleotides long. RefSeq names its product CDPK-related kinase 3-like. Gene Ontology annotation, molecular function: ATP binding; calcium-dependent protein serine/threonine kinase activity; calcium/calmodulin-dependent protein kinase activity. Lineage: Eukaryota; Viridiplantae; Streptophyta; Magnoliopsida; Zingiberales; Zingiberaceae. Gene Ontology annotation, cellular component: cytoplasm; nucleus. Gene Ontology annotation, biological process: intracellular signal transduction; protein autophosphorylation; peptidyl-serine phosphorylation. The record is from RefSeq and is a predicted model, not a curated record. Bases 1 to 1065 code for a protein of 354 amino acids. The transcript has 10 exons.